UGUGAGCACUACCUACCUACGCAGCACCUCUGGAGUUCAAGCUAACCACUAUAUACCUACCCACUUGCGCCCAUUGAAGUCGAGUUGCCCCUCGUCGCCGACCUUCUCCAACCGAUACCAGUCUCGAGACAGCAAUUGAUCAAGAAACAAGAACCCCCAGAUAACCAGUCAAGAUGUCGCCAGGAAUGUCGCUGUAUAGCGUCAACGCUAUAGUAAUCCUCUCCAGCGAUGACGGUUCGCGGAUAUUCUCAAAAUACUACACUCCUCCUCACGCUGCCGCUGGCGCACCAGGAACAGGAGUGGCCGCCGGACUCGCUUCCUCGAGCGCUUCCCAGAACCCCUAUCCCGACAAGACUUCUCAAACCCGUUUCGAGAAGGGCCUCCUUCAGAAGACAGCUAAGCAGACGGGCGAUAUCCUCCUCUACGACAACAAGGUGGUGCUUUACAAGAUGGAGUCGGACGUUGCUAUCUACGUCGUUGGUAGCGCGGACGAGAACGAAGUUCUGCUCUACAACGUACUUUUGGCGCUUAGGGACAGCUUGCAUAUGCUCUUCAAGCAAUCGAUCGACAAGCGCACGAUAGUCGAAAACUACGAUCUGGUAUCCCUCGCUAUCGACGAAAUCGUGGAUGACGGCGUUGUUCUCGAGACCGAUCCCACCAUCAUCAUUCAACGAUGCAGCAAGGCGCCGCCUGCCGAUGUCAACCUCAGCCGCCUCGACCCCUUCACCGAGCAGGGUGUCAACAACUUGGCACAACUAGGCAAGGCUAAGCUUACUGACUGGCUUCGUCAGGGUCUCUAAGGGCAUGUGCGGGUGGGUAAUGACAAGGGAAGGAGUGUGGCGGAUGGGAGCAACCAAGGUAAAGUUGGCGCAUUGGUUCGUAAAAAGGUAUCAGGCCCUUUUGUUUGGCGAGCCUUUUUAUGGCAGAGUAAUGAGCCAAAGGCGAAGCAAAAAGACACGAAAAGCCAACAAGUGAUGGGUUAGCAGAAAACAGGAGUUAUAGUCUUUUCCCUUGCGAUCUAUAGGGUUUGACCCCGUCUAUAUUCUAAUGUCGGAAGCGGCUUUCCUCAGCCUGUUCAUGACCGCCGCCGCGAUAUCGUCUCCAUCACUCACACCCUCUACGAAUAUUACAUCCGCGCCGCGCCUGUCCAGCUCUCGGAGGGCAGCGAAAAGGCCAUGUGCCACCCCCUUGACAUCGUUGCCCAGAUCAAUCUCCAGAAGCCUUGCCAACACCGUGGUGCCGUCCUCAUCCAGCCAUUGCCCUUCCCUGACAGCGAACCCAGUCUCGGCCACGUCCCCGCUGUCCUUCGCAGCAACAUCAUCAAGCCCCUGACUCCUCAACCCCCCGGCAACAGGCCAUCUCCCCGUCCUAAUAACCGCAACACUCUUCACGUUUCCCUUGCCCUCCUCCUCCCCAGCCGCUUCAACCGCCUCCCUCACAUCCGCCUUCGGUACCUCCCUCCUCCCUCCCUCCGCCUCAUACAACACCACCCUCGCCUUCGGGCUAUAAUGCUUAUACUUCAUCCCCGGCGCUCUCGGCGCCGUCUUUCCUCCGACCUCUGCCUGAUCCUUAUACGCCUUCUCCACGCCUUCCCACCCCUUACACUCCCUAAUCUCCUCCAAGCUGACCCCGCCCGGCCUCAGCACCACAGGCGGCGAGCAAAGCCCGUCGACGACCGUGCUUUCCACCCCUACGCUGCAUGAUCCUCCAUCCAAGAUCAGUGCGAUGCGACCCCGUAGAUCGUCUAACACGUGUUGUGCGGCGGUGGGGCUGGGUUUAGUGCUGGCGUUCGCAGAGGGCGCGGCGAGGGGGGCGUUGGCGAGUUUGAUCAGCGAGCGAGCCAGCGCCGAGGCGGGCAUUCGGCACCCGAAUGUGGGUAGGCCGGCGGUUACUUCCGGAGCGAGGAGGGAGGGGGAGGGGUUGGGUAGCAGGAUGGUGAGGGGGCCGGGCCAGAAGCGGGUUAUGAGGGGGUGAUAGAUGGCUGGGAUGGGGUCUUCUUCGUCUCCUGCUGAGGAGAAGGAGGGAGAGAUGAAUGACCGUAACAUGCUCAAAUCGCAAACGUGCACGAUCAAAGGAUUAUCGCUUGGUCGACCUUUGGCGGCAUAGAUUCCCUUGACGGCAGCGCUGCGGGUGGCAUCGGCGCCUAGGCCGUAGACGGUUUCCGUGGGGAAGGCGACAGGAAUGUCGGUGGUGCGGAGGUGGUGGGCUGCUUCGCGGAUGGGAGACAGUAUAUUCUCAUUUUCUGAUGUAGUUGGGACCUCCCAUGUGUUGAGAUUGCUAGUUUUCGUUUUGCUUCCAUCUUUGUGUUCUGCUGACUCCUCCUUCCAGUGGCCGAGCACUUGGAUGUUGCUGUCGUCCACCUUCACUUUGAGAAUCCGGGUUUCCAUUGUCGUCGAAGUUGUCAUAGCGGGUGCCAUCAAUGGCACUGCCGUAGAUUUUGGUCUAGUUAUGUCUGUGGUUAUAGUGUGGUGGUGUCGAUUGAGGAUUGGGGUGAGUUGUGGGAGGUGCAAGCGUUUGAAUCGGGUAGUGAGAGUUAGAAUAUUGGCGCAAAUAGUUCCCUUCAUUCAGGGGAUUCGACGAUUUCGAGAGAUGGAUUGAAAACCCAGAGUCUGUCGAUUAUCUUGGCGAUUUUAGGCAACGGAUAUCUU
This is a messenger RNA of Neurospora crassa OR74A, 2648 nucleotides long. RefSeq names its product coatomer zeta subunit. Gene Ontology annotation, biological process: retrograde vesicle-mediated transport, Golgi to endoplasmic reticulum; intracellular protein transport; intra-Golgi vesicle-mediated transport. The transcript has 4 exons. Gene Ontology annotation, cellular component: COPI vesicle coat. The record is from RefSeq and is a predicted model, not a curated record. The coding region runs from base 174 to 800 and encodes 208 amino acids. Lineage: Eukaryota; Fungi; Ascomycota; Sordariomycetes; Sordariales; Sordariaceae.